Messenger RNA from Rotaria socialis, 918 nucleotides. NCBI's taxonomy places the organism in Eukaryota, Metazoa, Rotifera, Eurotatoria, Philodinida, Philodinidae. The record is from the annotation of a GenBank genome assembly.
AUGAUAAUUAAUAAUUCACUCUUAUACGCCAUGUCACGAAUUUGUGUAUUUUUUACUCUUAUCUUGCCAUACAGUCUUGCAGAAGUUUGGGUUAUUCGUGUAUAUACGGCUAACGAACAAUAUGCUGGAACAGAUGCUAAUGUCUAUAUUCGUUUAUUCAAUCCUAAACAUGAGAGUACUGGAGAAUAUCAAUUAACACAUUCAAAUUGGCAACCUGAACCUCAUGAGCUUCCAUUCCGAAAUUUAUUCGAAAUAGGUGCGGUUGAACGCUUUCGUAUUCGAACAGAAGAUAUUGGAGCUGUUGCAAAAAUUGAAAUUCGUCAUAAUAAUUUUCCAAGUUUACAUGCUGACUGGCUACUCAAUCAAGUUAUAGUUGAACGUGAACGUGACAAUAAAGAAUACAUAUUCAAGUGCAAUUGCUGGCUCAGACGAGAACGACCAUAUGCAACAAUAAAUGUUUUGCCUGAUCCAAACGCUCCCACAAAACCAAUCGACAAUGCAUCGUCAAACCUUCGAACUCUAGUUAUCGUUGUUGCUGUUUUAAUCGCUGUGGUGAUCGCUGUGAUUUGUUGUUCCAAUGAGUAUUAUCGUCGUAAACAUCAAGCGUCCAUGCUAUCAACUUAUCCUAAUGAAAACAUUUAUCAAGAACCAUCUCUUUUAAAUGCACCCUAUGCACAAACACCUGAAGUACAAUCUGAAUCAUCAGAAUCUAAUUUAUGGGUUAAAACAUUACGUCGAUGGAAAGACUUUCGACAAAGACCACCUUCAUAUAUUCAUGCACAAGGAGCUCAAUUAGCUUCUGCUCCAACGACACCAUCAUUAGUUGUACCUGACGAACCACCAUCUUACGAAGACUUAUACCCAAAUUCAAAUUUACGAGCGACAACAACUUCAAAUUCAAUUAUACGAUACAUUUAA